Eutrema salsugineum is the source of this 1586-nucleotide messenger RNA. Its product is annotated as UDP-glycosyltransferase 74B1. The transcript is spliced from 2 exons. The coding region runs from base 37 to 1428 and encodes 463 amino acids. NCBI's taxonomy places the organism in Eukaryota, Viridiplantae, Streptophyta, Magnoliopsida, Brassicales, Brassicaceae. Gene Ontology annotation, molecular function: UDP-glycosyltransferase activity. The record is from RefSeq and is a predicted model, not a curated record.
CAGAAAAUCAAAAGCCUCUGCUUCAUUUGAGCUACAAUGGCGGAAACAGCGAACAAAUGCAAAGGCCACGUCGUGAUAUUACCUUACCCAGUUCAAGGCCACCUUAACCCUAUGGUUCAAUUCGCUAAACGUCUCGUCUCCAAAGGCGUCAAAGUCACAAUCGCCACCACUACCUACACCGCCUCCUCCAUCUCCACUCCAUUAGUCUCCGUCGAACCAAUCUCCGACGGAUUCGACUUCAUCCCCAUAGCUAUUCCCGGUUUCAGCAUCGACACCUACUCGGAAUCCUUCAAGCUUCACGGCUCCGAAACCCUAACCCGCGUGAUCGAGAAACUCAAAUCCACCGAUUCCCCAGUCGAUUCCUUGGUCUACGACUCGUUUCUUCCGUGGGGACUCGACGUCGCCAGAUCUAACUCGAUCUCAGCUUCUGCUUUCUUCACCAACAACCUCACCGUCUGCUCUGUGCUCCGUAAAUUCUCCACCGGAGGUUUUCCUCUCCCCGCAGAUCCCGAUUCGGCGCCGUUUUUAGUCCGUGGCUUGCCGACGCUGAGCUACGACGAGCUGCCUUCCUUCGUCGGACGCCACUGGCUGAGCCACGCGGAGCAUGGGAAGGUUCUUCUGAAUCAGUUCCCUAACCAUGAAAACGCCGAUUGGCUUUUCGUCAACGGCUUCCACGGCUUGGAAACACAAGAUUGUGGAAUUGGAGAAUCAGAGGCAAUGAAGGCAACUUUGAUCGGACCGAUGAUUCCUUCGGCAUACCUCGACGAGCGGAUAAUAGACGAUGAAGGCUAUGGCUCGAGCUUAAUGAAACCACUCUCAGAGGAAUGUAUGGAGUGGCUCGCCACUAAGCCAACACAGUCAGUAGCGUUUGUUUCGUUUGGUUCCUUUGGGAUCCUCUUUGAGAAGCAGCUCGCUGAGAUAGCAAUUGCUCUGCAAGAAUCGAACUUGAACUUCAUUUGGGUGAUCAAAGAAGCUCAUAUCACGAAAUUGCCUGAAGGGUUUGUGGAAUCGACCAAAGACAGAGCCUUGCUGGUUUCUUGGUGUAACCAGCUUGAGGUUUUAGCACAUGAAUCUAUAGGUUGCUUUUUGACACACUGUGGUUGGAACUCGACUUUGGAAGGGUUGAGUUUGGGGGUUCCUAUGGUCGGUGUGCCGCAGUGGAGUGAUCAGAUGUGUGAUGCUAAGUUCGUGGAGGAAGUUUGGAAAGUUGGGUUUAGAGCGAAGGAGAAAGGUGGGGAAGGAGUUGUGAAGAGCGAGGAGGUGGUUAGGUGUUUGAAAGGAGUGAUGGAAGGAGAGAGUAGUGUGAAGAUUAGAGAGAGUUCUAAGAAGUGGAGAGAUUUGGCUGUGAAGGCAAUGAGGGAAGGAGGAAGCUCUGAUCGGAGCAUUAACGAGUUUGUGGAGAGUUUAGGGAAGGAAACAUUGAGGUAAUGAUAUUGGGAUUUGUAAAUCACGGAAUGUAAUUUUUGUGUUUUGUUGUUGUUUAAGAGCAUUUCAGUAAUGAAGAAACCAAUUGUGAGUUUGAUGUAGUAUGUCAAAUAAAACCACGCAAUACAUUAAAAACGUUGAUAAUGAUAGACUUUUCUCUC